This is a messenger RNA of Scleropages formosus (Asian bonytongue), 6541 nucleotides long. RefSeq names its product ubiquitin protein ligase E3 component n-recognin 3 (gene ubr3). The coding region runs from base 159 to 5726 and encodes 1855 amino acids. Gene Ontology annotation, molecular function: zinc ion binding; ubiquitin protein ligase activity. NCBI's taxonomy places the organism in Eukaryota, Metazoa, Chordata, Actinopteri, Osteoglossiformes, Osteoglossidae. The transcript has 40 exons. The record is from RefSeq and is a predicted model, not a curated record. Gene Ontology annotation, biological process: protein ubiquitination; ubiquitin-dependent protein catabolic process via the N-end rule pathway. Gene Ontology annotation, cellular component: cytoplasm; ubiquitin ligase complex.
AAGAGAAGCGACGCGACCUAGCGAGCACGUGUCCUCCCCGCGACUCCUCGGGACAGGGGCGUCCCAGCCGUCGACCUCGCAGUCGAGGCAUCGCGAGAAAACGCGAGAACACGGCAACAAGACAACAAAAAUAAAUUUCGGACAACAGUCCUCGGUACAUGAUGGCGGCGUCGCUGCUGCGCCGGGACAAGAGAGCUACAGCCGCCCAGCUGAAGGCCGACCUCAGCCGGACUGACAACAGCUCGGGCGUGCGUCAGCUUCAGGAGCUGCUGGAUGGCGUUCUGGAUCCGGAGAGACCAGCGGGGGACGCCGAGGCCCUGGACUGGUGCAGAUGCCUGGUGGCCGGAGGGGACGGCUUCGAGGAGUUCUGCAGAACCGUGCGCUCCUACGAUAACGCCACCCUGUGCGGGCUCGUGUGGACCGCCAACUUCGUGGCGUACCGCUGUCGCACCUGCGGCAUUUCGCCGUGCAUGUCGCUGUGCGCCGAGUGCUUCAACAGCGGAGACCACACGGGCCACGACUUCAACAUGUUCCGGAGCCAGGCCGGCGGGGCCUGCGACUGCGGGGACGGUAAUGUGAUGCGGGAAAGCGGGUUUUGCAGACGGCAUCGAUUAAAAACAGGAGAAAAUAUUCCCUCGGUCCCCAGAGACUUGCUGCUGAUGUCAGAAGUGGUUCUUCCACGUUUCAUUAUUAAUAUCGUUCAGUACUUAAGAGAUGGCUACACUGAACCAGACACAGCAACAGAGAGAGACCUCCAGAAGGUUCUGCAGCAGCUCGAGCCUCAGAUCUCCUUUCUGGAAGACCUAACUAAGAUGGGCGGGGCUAUGAGAAAUGUCCUGACGAAGAUCUUAACAAAUCCACAGACAUUCAAAGAGCUGAGCAUGGGCCAAGAGGAGAAUCUUUAUGCAAAGAAGAACUACGAGAAGUAUCUGGCAGCACUGAAGAGCUCUGGGCUGGUUUCCAUGGAAGAGAAACUCAGACAUGGACCAGGAGCUGUGGAGCCUGUUCCUGGAGCAGGGGUGGGGGCCUUUGGACUGCAGGGAGCAACUGCUGCAGUUAGCUCAGAGUCUGCUAAAGAGGAGGAUCAGGAUGGAGGCCAAAAUGUUGGGCAGAGAAAGAGAGUGAAGCUAAGUAGCAGUACCAAAGACCCAUCCAUAAUGGAUACUCUGAAACAUAAGUGUUUUUUAGAAGAGUUGCUCUUUUGGACAGUAAAGUAUGAGUUCCCGCAGAAGAUGGUGACAUUUUUACUGAACAUGUUGCCAGAUCAAGACUAUAAGAUCGCCUUCACUAAAACAUUUGUUCAACAUUAUGCAUUUAUCAUGAAGACACUGAUGAAAAGCCAUGAGUCGGACACCAUGUCCAACCGUAUUGUGCAUAUCAGCGUCCAGCUGUUCAGCAACGAGGAGCUGGCGCGUCACAUGACCGAGGAGUGCCAGCUUCUGGACAUCAUGGUCACUGUCCUUCUAUACAUGAUGGAAAGUUGCCUUAUCAAAUGUGAACUCCAAGAUGAGGAGAACAGUCGCCAUGUAGUGGUGAACUGUGGGGAAGCUCUACUGAAGAACAACACCUACUGGCCUUUAGUUAGCGAUUUUAUUAAUAUUCUUUCACACCAAAGUGUAGCAAAAAGGUUCUUGGAAGACCACUCUUUGCUCAUACUGUGGAUGAGCUUUGUGUCCUCCUUUCAAGGUAUGAACUUGAACAAGCGGGAGAUGAACGAACACGUGGAGUUCGAGUCCCAGACUUACUAUGCAGCAUUUGCAGCCGAGCUGGAAGCCUGUGCCCAGCCCAUGUGGGGUCUCUUAACACACUGCAAAGUCAAAGAGACGCAAGAGUACACAAAAACAGUGGUGAGAUACUGCUUAGAGGCCUUGGAGGUCUGGUUUGACGCAAUUGGCUUUGUGGAUGAGCCCACUCCCAAUCAGCUGACAUUUCACCUUCCCCUUCACCGCUACUAUGCCAUGUUCCUGAGUAAGGCAGUGAAGUGUCAGGGCCUGGAGUUGGACAGUCUGCUUCCAGAUCAGGAGAUGCUCAUGAAGAUCAUGGUCCAUCCUCUACAGAUCCAGGCAUGCUUGUCGGAAAUCCACAGUAACAUGUGGGUGAGGAAUGGGCUGCAGAUCAAAGGACAGGCCAUGACCUACGUGCAGUCCCACUUUUGCAACUCCAUGAUCGACCCAGACAUCUACCUGCUCCAGGUUUGUGCAUCGCGGCUAGACCCCGACUACUUCAUCUCAUCAGUCUUCGAAAGGUUCAAAGUUGUGGACUUGUUGACCAUGGCAUCCCAGCACCAGAACGCAGUGCUGGAGCCUGAGCAGGAGAGGCCAAUGCUGGAGGGAGCCUUAACCUUCCUCGUCAUACUGCUGAGCCUGCGCAUACACCUGGGCAUGGCGGAUGAUGAGAUCCUCCGAGCAGAGAUGGUCGCCCAGCUGUGUAUGAAUGAUCGCACCCACAGCACCCUGCUGGACCUCAUCCCAGAGAACCCAAAUCCCAAGAGUGGCAUCGUGCCCGGAAGUUGCAGCUUUGAGGCCAUGCUAUCAGCCGUGGCAGACUUCAAAGCGCCUGUGUUCGAGCCUGGAGGUUCCAUGCAGCAGGGCAUGUACACCCCCAAAGCCGAAGUGUGGGAGAAAGAGUUUGACCCCAUCAUGGUCGUCCUGCGGACCGUUUAUCGACGGGAUGUACAGUCUGCGAUGGACCGAUAUUCAGCAUUUUUGAAGCAGUCUGGAAUUCAUUCUGGAAAUCCAUGGCCCCCCUACAAAGAAAGGACUCCUCUGCACCCAUGUUACAAAGGCCUUGUCAGACUUCUGCACUGCAAAACGUUGCACAUUGUGAUUUUCACACUCCUCUACAAGAUCUCCAUGGACCACCAGAACAUGUCAGAGCAUGUGUUGUGCAUGGUGCUGUACCUCAUCGAGCUCGGCUUGGACAACCUGGUGCAGGAGGACCAGGAGCAGGAGGAGCCCUCAACGGAAGAGCACUGCCACGACAGCUGGUUCCCCAGCACCAGCCUGCUUUCCAACCUGCACCACGUCAUCAACUUUGUGCGGGUGAGAGUCCCGGAGAGCGCUCCCGAGGUGAAGAAGGAGCCCCCGCCCAGCACCAGUGCCGAGGCCCCCGCUUUGGGACAGGGCUCCAGACUCACUGGAAACUGGCGAGAGAACCUGCGGGAGGCACAGGUGUUCAGCCUGGUGGCAGAGCGCAGGAGGAGGUUCCAGGAAAUCAUCAAUCGCAGCAGCAGGGAGGCUGACCAGGCGGCACGGCCCAAAUCGUCAAGCCGCUGGGCUCCACCCGGCACACCCCCACCACUUGUCACAGAGAUCCUGGAGGUGCGGGAGAGCAUGCUGUCCCUGCUCCUCAAGCUGCACCGCAAGCUAUCGGGGCACCAAGGAUCCUUCAAUCCUGAACAGCUGGACGAGCCACCCACAGGCAUCCAUGGAGAUGGUGUUACAGCUAUUGAGCGCAUUCUCACUAAGGCAGCUGCCCGCAGUCACCAGAACCACCGCUGCAUCUUGGAACUGUGUGCCCGGAGUGCCCCACCCGCACCCCCUAAGAGGAGUAGCUCAGCUGACAAGAAGAUCAUGGACAAGGAAGAGAGGCGCCAGCGAGCCAGAGAGCGGCAACAGAAGUUAUUGGCAGAGUUUGCAUCCCGACAGAAGAGCUUCAUGGAAACUGCCAUGGAUGUGGAGUCCCCUGAAGCAGACACGGCCAUGGACCUGGACGCCUCUGAGCAGCAGGAGGCGGAGGCGCUUUAUGACUGUGUCAUCUGCGGCCAGAGUGGACCCUCCACCGAUGAGCGACCUGCUGGCCUUGUCGUCCUGCUGCAGGCCACCUCAGUGCUGGGCCACCGGAGUCGGAGUGCAGAGCCCAAGAAACUGCCUACCAGCGAUGAGGAGCACAUUUACCCUGCCGACACGUGCGGGGCCACCCACGAUGUCCGGCUUGCACUCUUGCAGCGCUUCUUCAAGGAUAGCUCCUGCCUCCAGUCUGUCUCUAUUGGCUGGGAUGGAGGUGUGUAUGUGCAGACCUGUGGCCACACCCUGCACAUAGACUGCCACAAGUCCUACAUGGAGUCUUUGCGGAAUGACCAGGUUCUUCAGGGCUUCUCUGUGGACAAGGGCGAGUUCACGUGUCCCCUCUGCAGGCAGUUUGCCAACAGUGUACUGCCUUGUCGUCCAGGCCAGGGCACGGAGAUAAGUGCAUGGCAUGGGCACAGCGGAAAGAGCUUGUCGGUGCUCAUCAAAGAGGUGGAGGACCUCCAGGAUCAGCUGGGGGCCUUCCCAGUAAGCAUCAGUACCGAAUCCAAUCUGACGAAGGAGAUGGAAUCGGUCAUAAAGGACAUCAAGAACACGACCCAGAAGAAGUACAUGGACUAUGGCAAGAAUCCGGGCUCUCCUGACAACGAUUUCCUCUUUAUGUAUUCUGUGGCUAGGACGAACCUGGAGUUGGAACUGGUGCACCGUGGGGGGGACCUGUGCUUCGGGGGAGCCAGCGCUGCCGUUAAGCGCUCCUGCCUCAAUCAGCUCUUCCACGUGCUGGCCAUGCACAUGCGUCUAUAUAGCAUAGAUUCGGCCUACAACCCCUGGACUAGGCUGACACGGAGUGCUCCGAACAGACCGCCCAACAGCCUCUGCGAUGAUGAUGCUCCCGAGGUGCCUAUGUUGUUCAGAGACGUGCCCUCACUGCUGAUCAUCUUUGUACUGACCAUGCCACAGCCUCUGCGCAAAGAACACUUCACUUGUGUGGCGAAGGUGCUUUACACCCUGCAGUUCACCCAGGCCAUCGCUGCACUGUCAGCCAAGCUCAGUCCAGAGGAGAGGCUUGCCUGGAGCACAUCUGGAGCUCUGAAGAAGAAUGAAAGCAAUGCCCAGAGAUGCUGGGAAGCCCUGCUGAGCCAUGUCAUUGGUGAGCUGUCCAAGGGCAAGAGUGUGUACGACGUGGACUCGGAAGAAAUGCCUAUGUUGAGCUCCAGCAUCUGCUCCCCACAGUCCAUAGAGUACAGUCUCCAGCAGUUCUGCCUGCCUUUCCUGCGCCUCUCCUGUCUGCUGCAGCACCACCUCUAUGGGGAUGACCUGCCCGGUUGCUCGAGGGAGGAGGAGUUCUCAGUCCUGGCCCACUGCUUGGGGCUGCUGCCGUCAACUGUAAACCUGUCCAGUCCACUGACCAGUGCCAGCUGUCUGGAGUGGCCAAUCUGUGCCUUUGACCUCAUGUCUCAGUGGUGUGCUGAGGUCACUGGGCUAACAGAAAUGCAGACCGACCAGACCGUUAGUCUUCUCGUUCAGGACCCUCAGUGGGCCGCACCCAGCCUCCUCCAGCUGCCUGAGAACUACAACACCAUCUUCCAGUACUACCACAGAAAGGCAUGCUCUUCCUGCAAGAGGGUGCCCAAGGACCCAGCGCUCUGCUUGGUCUGCGGCACCUUUGUGUGCCUCAAGGGCACGUGCUGCAAACAGCAAAGCUGCUGCGAGUGUGUUCAGCACUCACAGGUUUGUGGCGCAGGAACAGGCAUCUUUCUCCUCAUCAACGCCUCCGUCAUCAUCAUCAUCCGAGGCCACCGAUUUUGUCUGUGGGGUUCUGUGUACCUAGAUGCUCAUGGAGAGGAGGACCGAGACCUCCGCCGUGGCAAACCUCUGUUCCUGUGUGAGGAGAGGUACCGCGUCCUGGAGCAGCAGUGGGUGUCCCACACCUUUGACCACAUCAACAAGCGAUGGGGACCCCACUACAACGGACUGUAGCGCAAAACACCGGCUUCCCUGGGGGAGAUGAUAACACGAUUGUGUCGGCUCCUUUGUUAGGCCUCUGGGAAUCCUUUGGCCAUCUAUCAUGCAAAAUAAACAGCCACGUGCUGGAGGCGCUGUCACCAUAGAGCUGGGGUUGCGUGACGUUUGGUGUACAAUCAUGGCUAAAAGUGUGUUUGUCAUUUAAAUACAGAUUUCAGAGGGGAUAAGAUAAAGUUUGAGAAAUGUGAAAGCACAACUUUACCCACAGGGUAACCUGUUAGAAAAAUUUUUUUUUUGUUUUUUUUUUUCCUUUUUUUGAGAUGAAGCUACAUUCUCAUGCUCAGAAAUGCAUGAAUUGUGGCAAAUCUGAAGCAAACAGAACUUUGCCAGAUGUUCCAGAAAGAAUGUCUACGAGCUGAAAUUACAAGACAGCAUUUUCAAGUGCUUGGGCCAGCCAGUACUAGCUUGACAGCAGUACUGGGCCUAAAAUAAUCGUUGUUAUUAGAAGUAAAAGUAAUAAUGACUCAUCCCACCGACGCGUAUGCUCAAAGCAGUGAUGUGUUGUCACUUUGUGUGAGUCCAUACGCAUACUACCCAUUCAUAGUUUACAAUCCGGUGUCAUCUCCAGCAGCCCUGCCCCAUAGCCCUUACAUGGGUUUCAAGCUCCUGUAGAGAAUAUAGUGCUGUAUCUGUGAAGUGUUUGUUGACAUGUAAUGGUAGAUAAUACAGACCUGCAAGUGAGUCCUCUUCUAUUGUAGUUGCAGUUCAUCCUCAGGAAUUUUAUUUUUUUUUUCUGUAGCUUAAAAUACAAAAUUGUUUAUAUCUGAAGA